AUGGAGACCGAGAAAUCCCGCGCCGACCUGGCGGAAUCCAUUGCCAAGUCACGCCAGGGCGAGCUGGAGGCGGCACAGCAGCUUGCUGACAAGGCCAAGGCGGCGCUGCAGAGCGUGCGCCAGGAGCUCACCGCGGAGUGCUCCGCCGCCAAGGCACAAGUCGAGGUCGAGCGCAAGUUGGCCAUUGAAGCCGAGGAGACUGCCGAGAAGUUCCGCUUGGAAGCGCAGGCCGCGCGGGCAGCAGAGCAGCAGGCACGCAUCGCAGAGCAGGAGGACACCCUGGACACGAAGGUGGGUCUAUGA
Messenger RNA from Effrenium voratum, 303 nucleotides. The record is from the annotation of a GenBank genome assembly. NCBI's taxonomy places the organism in Eukaryota, Dinophyceae, Suessiales, Symbiodiniaceae.